GCGCGCUGACGCCGCGCUGAGGAGCGGAGCUGAGCGGAGCGCACAGCCGUGUAGCGCUAGCGCUGCCGCAGUCCCGCGAUCGCGCGAUUAUAUUCAGACUCGGCUCUUCUUUUUAGUAUUAUUUUUUUUCGCGGGUCGCUUUUUAUUUUCUGCCGACGUCGUUGAUGCCGCGCCGACUUGUAGCCGCCAACUAUUUUUCCAAUGAUGUUUCGCUUUCCGUGUCGCGAAUAGCCGCAGAGAGACCCGCUCGCUCGACCGCUCCUUCUGAACGAAACGCGCGCGCGCCGCCGGGCCGACCGAAACGCAACGGAGACGCGACGCGCGACAGUCGAAGUCGAACCGGUGACGAACCGACCGAGUGUGUUGUGCGUGGGUGUAGGUGAGUGAUUGUGUGUGUGCGGAUGCGUGUAAGUGUAGCAGCGGGCAGUAGUGUUGGUGCGAGGCCCCGGGGGCGUUGGUGGCGACACGUCAAGUGACCGCCUCCCGGGUAGCAGUGUCGGCGCCGAUUACUAAUACAGCAUGUGACUUGCCGCAACAGAAAUUGGUGUCAAACGUAGCACCCUAUCUGUGAGGUACGAGAACAAGAAUAAGGUCCUGCUCGACGGGGCACACAACACACUGCACACCGCAGGCAGUGGUCCCGCCCCGCCCACCACCGGCGACGCCCGCUCCGGCGCCCCGCCCCUCAACUGGAUACACGUGCGAACGGGGAUGUCAAACACCUGAGCACGCGAGGAUAGGCCGUUGUGCCCCGCAGCCGCCGGGAUGGCCGACGUGGAGACCUUUGUCCAGGAGGAGCCCGAGUAUGAGAGGGAGGAUGUGCAGAAGAAGACCUUUGCAAAAUGGAUCAAUUCCCAGUUAGCCAAGCGCAACCUUCAACCAAUCACAGAUCUUUUCCAAGACCUCCAAGAUGGCAAUCAUCUGCUCACCCUUUUGGAAAUACUUACAGGGAAAGAAUACAAACGUGAGAAGGGGAAAAUGCGAGUUCACCAUUUAAAUAAUGUCAACAAAGCUCUUCAGAUUCUUGAACAAAAUAAUGUUAAAUUAGUCAAUAUCAGUAGCAAUGAUAUUGUCGAUGGCAGCACUAAACUCACCUUGGGGCUGGUUUGGAGUAUCAUUUUACAUUGGCAGGUUCACUAUCAUUUGAAAGAUCUUAUGUCUGAACUUCAACAGACAAAUUUGGAAAAAACUUUAUUAGCUUGGUGUAGGCAAAACACCCAAAACUAUCCUGGAGUGGAUGUUAAAAAUUUCAGUACUUCAUGGUCUGAUGGAUUGGCCUUUAAUGCCCUAGUCCAUCGAUGGCACUCAGAACUUUUCCAGUUUCCUGCUGUUGCUAAGAUGCAUCCUAAUGCCAGACUUGAACAUGCUUUUCGGCUAGCUCAAGAACUUCAUGGCAUUGAGAGGCUGUUGGAUCCUGAAGAUGUUAACACUUCUCAACCAGAUAAGAAAUCAGUAAUGAUGUAUGUCAUGUGUCUUUUUCAAUCCUUACCUCAUUCUGAAAUGGAUGCAAACUGCCUUGACUUCUCAAUCCACUCCGACAACAGCUCUAUUGCCUCACCUGUAGUUGAAACGAGAUCACUGGAUGCCUUUAGUGCUGGAAUGCUUGGAGUUCCAACUUCUCGGCCUCUUAGUAUGGCCACAAAUGUAUCUGUGGAGCUGUCAGGCUAUCAGCGAGCCCUUGAAGAUGUACUUACAUGGCUUUUAGAAGCUGAGGAUAGACUUACAAAUGCUCCAACAGUGGAAGGACCUUUACAAGGAAUAAAAGAGCAGUUCCAUACUCAUGAACAAUUUUUAUUAGAACUUGCACGACAUCAAAGUGAUGUUCGUUCGGUUUUGGAGGAGGGCACACAUAUCAUUCAUGAAGGUGGGCUAUCACGAGAUGAAGAAGAUGAAGUUCGAAUCCAAAUGAAGCUAUUGAACACAAGAUGGGAGGAGUUGCGUGUAAAGGCCAUGGAACGUCAGACAAAAAUUCAUGAAGUUUUGAUGCGAAAGCAACAAGAAGAAUUAGAUAAUUUCAGACAGUGGUUGACUGUCACAGAAGACAGAAUAUCUCGAAUGGCAAAAAUCGGUCCAACAUUUAAUGAUUUAGUUAGGCAAGUUGAGCAGCAUCCAGUACUUUGUGCAGAUCUUGAAAAGCAGGAGGCUUCGGUUGCAAGUUUGUCCGAAAUGGUGGUUGUUGUAGAUGACAACAACCCAGAUAGUGAGGGAGAGUCUCAUAUGGAAGAUCAGUUAACAGCUCUCAAUGAGCGAUGGGCACACAUCCAAAAAUGGACUCAGGAAAGAUGGCUACGUUUAAAGGAGCUUAACAAUUCCUGGGCAGACAUUUCAGGUAGAUGUGUUCUACUCCAAGUUUGGCUAGAUUCUAAAGAAAAGCUUCUGAAAGGAAUGGAGGCUGAUCCUGCCCUUGAAAUUGGACAGGUUUUGGAAAGAAUCAAAACUCUUCAGACUACAAGACGAGAGAUGGAUGCACAACAAUCAGCUCUAGAAUAUUUACAAGAAGAGACUUCUCAACUGGAUUUAAAAAUAUCUCCAGGGUGGACAGCUGAUAUUCAAGGAAAAAUUGAAACAAUUCAAGACAAAUGGGAAGCUUUGUCACAAAUCAUUGAAGUGCAAGCUCAAAGGAUUUGUGACUCUGGCUUUGACUUCAACCUUUAUGGUGGAAUAGCUGAAGAGAAAGACACUAGUGCUGCCAGUGAGCCUAAGAGACGUCGAACUGGCACUGUGAAGAAAGUUAAAUUUGAAUCUGCUUUGGAUCAGCUUGCUAGCUUUAUGGAAAGAACUGAGACCCUUUUAGAACAAGUUGCAGCUUCCAUUCAUGAUCUUGCCCCUGAGAUUAGGCAAAAAUUAGAUGAUUCAGCUCAGGAAAUAUCAAUUCGACAAUCUGAUCUUCAGAAAUUAACUAGACUGGGCCAGGAACUCACUAUAGAAAUGCAAGCUGAUGGAGCUGAUGAUAUGUCUGUCUAUAAUGAACAACAGAAAUGGAUGGGUGCUGAACAACGUCUCAUUCAGCUGUCUGCCAACGUACAGUCAGCUUGUCAGGCUGCUCAAUACCACCAGGAUGUGGCAACUGUCAACAGUGAACUUUCAGCCAUCCUAGGAUUAUUGGAGGGACACCGGAAAUGGCUAGAGAAAACAGAAACUUCACCCAAGUCAAGCUCUCCAUCUGUUUUGGCAGACCAAAUAAGAGUCAAAUUGAAAUCAAUGCGAUCGCAAGAUGACCGAUUAUCUAGACUUAAACAAGUUGCUCAAAGAAUUUCAGAAAAUGAUAACACUGAUAGGCAGCUUGCUACUGAUGUCAUCCAACUUGGAGAGCAGUGGAUGCUCUUACAGCAAAGAUAUGUUGAUCAUCAGUCAAAAUUAAGUGGCGGUGGAAACAUACCUGUUGAUAAGGAAGACGCAGUUGAUGUUGUUAUGAAGCAAGUGAAAGAGCUCUCUCCAGCCAUGAAAGCACUGACAGAAUGGGUGAAUUCAGCCGAAAGUACUCUUCUCUCUGAUCACGUGGCAUUGGUUGAACUCCCCGUGAUGGAACUACAACUGAAGCGAUUCCAGCUUCUUGAAGAGCAACUUAAACAGAAUGAAGUAGAAAUUGAGAAGAUGAGUACAGACACAGAUGGUCAAGAUUUAUUAGAGCUGACUACCCACUGCAGUGAUAUUAAAGCUAUUCUCCAUGAGCGCCAAACAAAGUUGCAACCCUAUAUUGACACUAUGCGUCAGUUCUCAGAGGAGGUAACAGGAUUGACUGCAUGGCUUCAAGAUGUUGAAAGCUUUUUAAAAGCUGAACAACAGCUUCCUGUUGGUGACUUAGAAACCUUAGAAGCUCAACUUGAGCAGUCCAAUGCACUACAGGAUGAUAUUGAGACUCUUGAACGUAAUGUUCAGAAUAUAACGGCAUCUCUUGCCAAGUUGAAGGAACAUGCAUCUGAGUCAUUUAGUGCACACUUGAAUUCUCAGCAUGAGGCGCUCAUGAAUAAAUGGGAGAAAGCAGUUGAGGGUGCAAAGAAACAUAAUGCAGGUUUGAAAACAGCACACCAAAAGAGUCAAACUGUCAACAAAGGUAUCGAAGAGUUCUCAAGCUGGCUGACAAAUCUUGAAAAAGAAAUUCCUGAAUUCGGCUCUGCAUCAUCUUCUGCAGAAUUAUUCCAGCUGAAGGGAAAAUACCAAUCUUUGAAACAGAAAGUUGAUGAUCGCACAGAGGCAUUCAGGCAACUAAAUGAAAUUGGUAAUGAUCUAAUGUUGAGCAGUGAGGGUCCCUCUGUCCAAGAAUUGGCUCGUCGUAUCACUCAAUUAAAUGCCAAGUGGACAGAAGUCAUUGACAAAAUUUUUGAAAAAUAUCGUGUCCUUCAAGAUGCUUCCCAUCAGUAUGGAGAAUUCAAAGCACUUGUAGCUCAGGAAAUGGAUUGGCUAGAUAAAUUAGAAAAACGACUUAGAAAGUCACCGAAAUCAGCUGCUGAUGCAGAGGAAAUCUCAGAGGAAUUAGAUGAUUUAGAAAACUACAUCCGCAAUCAUCCAGAUGCUAGACUGACUCGUAUUCAAGAAAUUGGCAAGGCUUUGGAGGACGAUGGAGUUAUGUCUGAAAUGGUGAAAGCUGAAGUUGCUGCUGCUACUGAUCGUUGGAAUCUUCUAAGUCAACAGGCUAGAGACCGCACAGUCUUAUUAGAAGUUUCCGCUGCUGAAGCACAGGAAUCUGAAGGUCAAAUCUUGGAGCUACAAGAGUGGUUAACUCAAGUAGAUGCCUUAUUAACAGCUCGUCUGCAAAACGACAUUUUUGCGGAUGACUUACCAGAUGAUCAGCGUUUGGUGGAUGAAUUUGAAAUCCAAGCAUAUACAUUAAAAGAUAUGAGUGAGCAGGUGUCUUCGUAUGAGAAAGCUGGCAAACUGGAGGCAGCCUCACGUUUGAAAGAACAGAUGCAGUUGCUAGAGCAACGGUUUAACGAAGUUCAAGAGAGAUUCAAGCUCUUUCAAUCAAAUUCUUCAGACCUUGAACCACGUCUGAUGAGGGUGCUCAGAGAAUUGAGAGGGGUAGAAGAGGCUACUUGUCUCCUAGAUAUUGCUUCAGAUGAUCUGGAAGGAAUUGAAGGCCAGCUGAAACAUUGCACGAGAUUCUACUGCACUCUUAGUGACCUUAAGGGAGAUGUAGAAACAAUAUUGAAGAGGGGUCGAGAAAUGGUAGAUGACAACAACAUGAUUGAUCCAAUCAAGCUUAGUUCUAAAUUGGAUGCCCUAAAAGAUCUCUACAAUAAGCUUGGUUUGCAAAUAGCUGAUUCUAAAACAGCCCUUGAAAAUGCUCAAGAACUGUCCUUGAGUAUGCAUAAAGACAUACCUGCUCUUAAUGAGUGGAUGGAUAUGGUUGAGUCAGAAUUAGAUGAGAGAGAAGCACUUCCAAUGGCAAGGCGAGACUUAGAAUCUGAGAGAGCAUUUCUGAAGCAUUGUUUGCAGGAGUUACUGGAAGAAGAAGUACCUCAAUGGGAAACAAUGCGAGACCGUGUUAAAUCGGCAUAUCAGUCUUUUUCUUCAAUUUGUGACCCUGUAUACCUCGAUGUCCUACGUGAUCGAGUGAGUGACGUGAUGCGGAGAUGGGAUCGAGUGAUAGACAGAGCGCAAACUACAAGGACCACUGUUGAGGACUUGGUUCCUGAUGAAACAUCACAGCCAUUGCAGUCUUCAGUGAUGGGAAUAGGUAAUCCUGCUUUUGAAGAUCUAGAUGAUGCAUUCGGAUUAAUAGAAAACACUGUAGAUGAAGAUAUGUCUGAGCAGCAGGAAAAUGCCUCUGCUGAAAAUGCUUUGAAAAAGGAAAGUGUUAAGGAUGAAGACACUUUCUGUUUGGCUAAAGACAGCUCACUCUUCUCACAAGUACUGAACAAUAGUUUAACAUCAUCUGGUGCUGGAGAACUUUGCUAUCAUGAACCGAGAGAGCAGAGAGUACAAAUGGUGGAAGUUAAAGCCUUAGAAAUUGUGAAGUCAGUUGUGACAGCUGUAGAACCCAUGGAGGUUUAUCCUAGCAGUUCAUGCCACCAAGCUCCCCAGACUGUUGAAAUGGUUGAAAUUGUUGAGGAUACAGAGGAAUCAGCUCCUGAUACAGAUUCCGAGUCUCCUGCUAUAGCCAGAAAAGUCUCGCCCAUUCCAGUUCAUGUUAAAAGUUUCUCAGAAAUUUUGUUGAGGGGUAAGGGGUCAAAACCUACGCAGGCACUUAGGAGUAUUGAGUUAGUGAAGCCAAUUCAAGUUGUUGAAGUCAAACCAGAAGAGACACCUCCACUCUGUUUGGAAAUGACAGAUCGUGUGAAACGAAUGGAGGAAACAACUGUUACUGCUUGGAGAAGAAAAGAAUUGAAUGAAAACCUGGUCCAUUCAUCUGAUCAAAUUGAGAAAGAUGAUGAACCUAAGGUUACCCUAAGGAAAGAGAUUGAAGUGUCAAAAACGUACCAGUUGAUUGGAAAUUUCAGUAAGGACUCUCAUAGUCUUAAAACAAAAAAACCCAUAGAAGAAGGCACUCCUGGACCGUCUAGCAACGAAGUAAUCCGUAGAGGAAAGAGAACAGUAGUUCCUCCAGAAAAGGGACUGGUGGAACAAGAGUGCUCUGAACCUAUAAAACGAGUAAAGACUGAAUCAUAUAAGGAUGUAGAAGAGUGGGACAAAGAUAGUUUCUAUGGAAGUGAUAAGGAAACAGAUGAUGUUGUAGAAUUUUCUGAUAAUGAUUCUAUUGCGGCUGUGACUUCUCAUACGAUUAUCGAUACUUCAGAAGAUGACAGCUCGAGUUCGGAUGAUGAGGAUCCUGCCUUCUACUCUCGAUAUGCUGAGGGCAAGGCUAGUCUUUCUGAUCAAGGAAAGGUAGCUGAUGCCAAUGACAGCAACAGAAGUGGUGAUUUCGAGAAGUACGUAGAUGAAGCUUUCAAAACGCCACGAGUCAGUGCAGCAGUUGAUUCAAAGAACAUUGAUGAUGAUGUAAUUAAUUUUGAGGCUGAAGCACAACAAAUGCUGGAACGAAUGGAUCGUAUGCUACUCAUUGUUAGGAAAAUCAAUGAGACGCCAGAUCCUACUCAUAGAAUUGAGGUUCUAGAAAAAGAAAUUGUUGGUCUUGCUUCUGAUGCUGCUACACUUAUAAGCCGUGGUGAUGGUUUGGUGUUACUGGUUCAUAUCUCUGAUCCGGAACGGGCAGACUUGCUCAAGAAGACAUCUCAAGAUAGACUCCGCAGUAAGUGGAGCCAGGUUAUGUCUGAAACUGAGAUACAAAAGACAGAAGCCCAGAAGGCUGAAGUCACUUUGCGUGAAAUGAACAAACUAAUUCGGGAUGUAGAUUUAUGGCUCUCCAGUGUCAAGAAAAAAUUGCAGCAUGCUAACAAUGAUGAGGAACAACUUCAGGCUUUAAAAAUUGAGGUUUCUCAGAAAGAACAGAUGAUGAGACAACUUUCUGAACUGGCAGCCGAAUUAGACAUCCAACAAGCCAACCAGUCUGCAAGUGAGAAACUAAAACCGCUGACAUCUCGUUGGGAUGAAUUGCUUGAAGAAUUACAGAGGUUCCAGAAAAAUCAUAAACAGGACAAAGUGGUUGAUAUUGCAGGGGCCAAUAUUUCAUCAGAUUUUGUUAUUAAAGUGAACAAAAUACGUGAAACCACAUCAAGUGUUUCUCGGCAGUUAAAUGCUCACCCACUUGGUGGUAGGGACUAUGAAGCUUUCCCUACCCAGGAAGAUGCUUUGAAGGCUGUUCGAGAAAAGCUUUCAUCUAUCAAGCCGCAAGUAGAGAAGGUGGAAAACGAGCGGGAUGUAGUAGUUCGCACAGCAUCUGUUCCCGAAGUUUCAGGUCAGGUCAGACGUGUGGUGGACAAGUUGAGGGAGGAGUGGGCUCAAGUGAACCGCGCUUAUGCGGAAAGGCACUCGAGGUGGCUCUCAGCUCAAGAGGUGUGGGUCAAUAUCCAAAAUGAAUCAAGACUUUUCUCUGAGUGGCUGGAGACCGCAGAGGGUGUAAUCAAUGAAUGGAAGAAUUCUGACUUACCCGUCGAGGUGGCUAAGGUCAAGCAGAAGGAUCUCGAAAAGCAGGUGACGGUGAAGCACCGCAUGAUGAACAAUCUCAGCUCGACCUGCCGGGACGUGACGGGUCGGCCGGGACCCGAGCAGGACCCCCAGAGCCGCGAGCUGGCGGCGCGCGUGGACGAGCUGCGCAAGCGGUGGCAGGCCGUCCUGGGCGAGCUGACGGCGCAGAGGGACCGGAUCUCGGCAAUCACCUCCCCGACCAAGGACGCGGUCCGGAGUGCGCAGGAGGCGGCGCAGGCCAAGGCCCAGGCCUGCCUCGACCGGGUCGCGUACCUGCUCACCUCCGCGCCCAACCCCUCCGACGACACCUCGCUCUCUGUGCGCCUCAGCAUGGUCAAGGCGAGAGACUCGGAGCUGCAGAAGCACCGGAGGGACAUGGACUCGCUGAAGCGCUCUGCGGCCAGCGGUGGCGGCACGGGGAGCAGCAGCGGCGGCAGCAGCAGCGCCAGCAGCGCCAGCAGCAGCGGCAGCAGCGCCGUGGAGGCGGCCAUGGCCAGGGCCAGCACCGGGCUGGCCGAGCACCGCGAGUACCUGGACAGCAGGCUGGCCGGGCUGCGACGCUUCACCAGCCAGCUGGACGCCGUCAUCGCCUGGGUCAUGGAGGUGCGCACGCGCAUCAACAUCAGCAAGGACCUCGCCGAGCCCGACCGCGCCCGCGUCAUCGAGAGCAUCAUGCAGACCAGCGUGUACGACCGCGAGAUGGAGGUGACGGACGUGCUGGAGAACUACAACAACCUGGAGAAGGAGUGUGAGGGUGCCAAGCAGCCCGUGUCGGUGGAGCUUCAGGAAAAGGUGCGCAAGUUACGCGAAGAUUGGAACUACGUGAAGAACCGCGGCGAGCCGUCGGCGGUGCCAGCCGUGGACCUGCGACAGCUCGACGCCCUGGCCACCACUCCUGGUACCGUUGACAAUGGCGCUCGCCUCCGUGCGCUGGAGGUUCCAGCCGGAAGCUCGCCCUCGGCAAACAGCCUCCUAGCGAGCUUCGACAAGUCCAUCCUGCAGAUCCGUGAUUGGCUCACAGUGGAACAAGAGAUGUUGCGCCAACAGACGGUGGUCGUUGGGGAGGUGGGGGAGAUUCUCCAGGUGCUGGACAAGCAGAAGAACGUCCUGCGCGAGCUGGAGCACAAGAAGCCCCAGCUCGACGACCUGGUGCACACGGCCGAGAACCUCAAGGCCGACUCCAACCGCCAGCAGCUGCACAGCAAAGCUAUUUUGAACGAUUAUUACUCGUCGCCGCAUUUGAUGCACCUGCGCACCUGUUUGAAAGUGACCAAGCUGCGCGAGCACUGGGAUGAGACAAACUCCAAGGUGAUGUCACGAAAGACCCAGCUAGACGCGAUGCUGGCCGACAGCCAGCGCUAUGAGGGCAAGCGGCUGGAGGUUGACGCUUGGCUCGGCCGAAUGGAAGCCCGCCUAGAGAGAAUGGGUGCUGUUGGCCACACGGCCGACGUGCUGGAGGCGCAGCUGCGAGACCAAAAGGCGUUCCACGCUGAGCUGCACCAGUACAAGCACCACAUGGACUUGUUCUCCCAGCUCACUCAGAAGCUGAUUGCCGUGUACCAACAAGAUGACACCACACGCGUCAAGAAGAUGACCGAAAUGGUCAACCAGCGCUAUCAGAAUCUCAACUCUAGUAUCGUGAACCGAGGCAAGAUGCUGCAGUCAGCCAUGAACUCGCUGCACACUUUCGACCGUUCCCUGGACAAGUUCUUAGCCUGGCUGUCGGAGGCCGAGUCGUCCAUGGAGGCCAUGGACGCGGACGCAGACCGACUGGCGCAGCAGCGACGAGACGGGCGAGACCAGCAGGGCCAGCAGAGCCAGCACCAGCGACAGCUCAAGGAUUUGCAGUCUGAAAUUGAGGGUCACCAGGACGUGUUCGCGUCACUCAACGGACGGGGUCGGCAGCUGCUGGGCAGCCUGGCCUCCCAGGACGAUGCGCUCAUGCUGCAACGGAGGCUGGACGAAAUGAACACGCGCUGGGGCCACCUGAAGAGCAAGAGCAUGGCUAUCAGAAACCGACUGGAGAGCAACGCUGAACACUGGAGCGCGCUGUUGCUGUCGAUGCGGGAGCUCAUCGAGUGGGUCAUCCGGAAGGACACGGAGCUGAGCGGGCUGGAGCCCCUCGGCGGUGACAUGGCCACGCUUCGGAAGCAGCAGGACGACCACCGCGCCUUCCGCCGGCAGCUGCAGGACAAGAGGCCCGUCAUCGAGGGCAAUCUGCUCAGCGGACGGCAGUACAUCGCCAACGAGCCGCCGCUCUCCGACACGACUGAUAAGACUGAUCUCAUUAGAAUGCGUGUAUUCCAGAAGAAUUUGGAUGAACUCUCUGCCCGCAUGUCCACUGUCGAAUCAGUUCAGAAAUCUUGGAGAGCACCUGCUGAUGUUGUUGAAGCCAACGAAAUGCAAGAACAACUACAGAAACUUGGGGAACAUCUGCGUAACAUUCAAAGAAGUGUUGAAGACAUCAAUGAUCAAGCAGCUAUGUUCUCACUCAACAAUGUCAACAUAUCAGCAAAUAGUUUAAAAAGACAGGAGGAGCUCAACACAAGGUGGAAGCUCCUCCAAGUAGCUGUUGAUGAACGCUACAAGCAGCUUAGUGAUGUUGGCAAAGAAGGUGGAGCAGCUCCAAACCAUAGUUUCCUGUCUGAGUCUGUUGAAACCCCUUGGGAACGGGCUGUAAGCCACACCAAAGUGCCGUAUUACAUCAACCAUCACACUCAGACGACUCAUUGGGAUCAUCCUAAAAUGCUGGAGCUCAUGUCAUCACUUUCAGAGCUCAAUGAAGUACGUUUCUCUGCAUAUCGAACAGCUAUGAAACUUCGGGCUGUGCAGAAGAGCAUGUGCUUGGAUCUGUUAAAUUUGUCAACUGCUAUAGAAGCCUUUGAUUCACAUGGUUUAAGGGCUCAAAAUGACAAAUUAAUUGAUGUAUCUGACAUGAUAACUGUGCUUCUGUCUGUCUAUGAGCCAAUGGCAAAAGAGCAUCCAGGUCUAGUCAGUGUACCUCUUUGUUUAGAUUUGUUACUGAAUUGGUUGCUGAAUGUCUAUGACAGUCAACGAACUGGACAAAUUAGAGUCCUAUCAUUUAAAGUUGGUGUUGUCUUGCUUAGUAAAGGACAUCUUGAAGAGAAGUAUAGAUAUCUGUUCCGCCUCAUUGCUGACCCAGCCCGUCUUGUUGACCAGCGGAAGCUUGGUCUUUUACUACAUGACUGCUUACAAGUUCCUCGUCAACUUGGGGAAGUAGCUGCCUUUGGUGGGUCCAACAUUGAACCAUCAGUUCGUAGCUGCUUUGAAAAAGCGGGAAAAGAUAAGGAAACAAUUGAGGCUGUACAUUUCCUCAGCUGGCUUCAACAAGAACCUCAAAGUAUGGUCUGGUUGCCAGUGUUACACCGUCUAUCAGCUGCUGAGACAGCAAAACAUCAAGCUAAAUGCAAUAUAUGCAAGGAAUAUCCAAUUGUUGGUUUCAGGUAUCGAUGCUUGAAGUGCUUUAACUUUGAUAUGUGUCAGAACUGUUUCUUCUCUGGUAGAAAAGCAAAGAACCACAAACUCACUCAUCCUAUGCAGGAAUAUUGUACAGCUACAACAUCUGGAGAAGAUGUUAGAGAUUUCACUCGUGCACUCAGAAAUAAAUUUAAAUCAAAGCGUUACUUCAAGAAGCACCCCAGAGUCGGAUACCUACCUGUCCAGACUGUACUCGAAGGAGAUAACUUGGAGAGCCCUGCUCCAUCUCCUCAACAUUCUGGUAUUCACUCAGGCCACCACACUCACCCUGGCCCAGCUCAUGGUGCUCAUCAUGAUGUACAUAGUCGACUGGAAAUGUAUGCAACGCGGCUAGCUGAGGUGGAACUUAGACCUAGGAGCAACUCUACCCCAGACUCUGAUGAUGAACAUCAGCUUAUUGCUCACUAUUGCCAAUCCCUCAAUGGAGGAGAAUCAAUGACAGUUCCUCGAAGCCCUGUGCAAAUCAUGGAAGCCAUUGAUAAGGAUCAACGUAGAGAAUUAGAAAAAUACCUAAGGGAACUUGAAAAAGAAAAUGCUUCACUUUUGGCGGAGUAUGAAAGGUUAAGAACCAAACAGACACCGGGGUCAACUCCAGAUGAAGGCACACGGGUACAAGAUGUAGAACUUGCCAACGAAGCCCGCUUACUGCGACAACAUAAAGGAAGAUUGGAAGCACGCAUGCAAAUAUUAGAAGAUCACAAUAAACAAUUAGAAGCACAGCUGCAGAAGCUAAGACAGUUGCUCAAUGAACCAAAUGCCAACUCACCUUCAAAGACUGGAACCUUGCAAACUCGAUCUGUCACAGCUUCGCAGCUUGCCACAGACUCGCCUGCUAAAAUGAAUGGACACUAUCAUGAAUCAACAGGCGGUCGCUGGGAUGGUGGUCGGGGCAGCCUGGACAGGGUAGACUACCGGCCCCCUCCCCCUCCUCCAGGUGCUCACAACGUAGGAAAUUUGCUGCAUAUGGCAGGUGAUUUAAGUAAGGAGUUAUCCAAACUGGUCAGUGUGUUGGGGACUGAAGAAGAUGCUCCUUCAGGUCAAAAGGAGACUGAAGAAGAAAAUUAAUGAAACGCUUACUAUGAUUAUGCAUCUCUGAGACACAAAAUUUUAUGCAAUGAUUAAAUAUCUUAGCCAUAAAUUUGUGAUGUAACUAAAAGUGCAAUCACUAACUCUGAAAAGUUGCUUAGUUCUAUCUAAAACCCAUCUUUUAUCAAACAAAUGCAUUUAAAAAAAUUUAGUCAUGGUAGCUUGGACAAUCAGGAUCUAGCCCUAGGGAAAAUACCUUUUUGUUGUAGGUUGGUAAAAAUGUAUUAUUAUUGUGUCAGGAAUUGCAGCUUAUUAGAAAAACCAGCAAUCUAAUCAAAUAUUAUCUAAUGAGGGUUUUGAUCUAAGUUUGCGUCUGAUGUAUAAAGUUUCAUGGUAGCAUUUGAUAAUAAGAAAACUUUCUAAUUGGGGAUGCAGUUGCAUGUCUGAAAGUUGAUUCUCUCUAAACCUUAUGUCUUUUGUAUACAUGUAUGUAAGUCUUUGUACAAUAUUCAAUAUGUCUGGCUUUUUAAAAGUCAAAGAGCAUGUGCUGUGUUCUACAUAUCGUGCGAUAAUAUUGAUAAUUCACCGAUGCCAAGGAAAAAAUUGUUUCAAAACUCUUUGAAUGGAAGGCUUUUGCAACCAUAACUGUGUUGAAAAUAUUUUGACGACACUGCCUAAUAGUGGUAGAGAGUGCAUUGUACAAACUCAUCUCACAUAUCCCUAAAAUCACACCAUAUCAUUUAUCAUAUCCCUACUGCAUUUAUAUGAAAAUGGCAUUUUUUGUUGCAAGUAGUUUGUAUCAUUGAUAGAAAAUGAAUGUUUUAAGCUAGCCUAGUGCUAGGACUAACAGCAGAUGAAUGAAAAUUUCAUUGUUGCCUCUAAAGACCUCACAUUGAGGAAAAACAUAUGAAUAGGUCAGAAAAGGUUGGUACGUACAUGGUAAACCUGAAAAUUUGCCAAAUCAUUUUAAAUGCCAGAAGAAAUAUUCAGGUUCUGUAGAUGUUGUUCUUGUUAUGAAAUAAAACACAAAGCAACUAUUUGUAA
This is a messenger RNA of Frankliniella occidentalis (western flower thrips), 13593 nucleotides long. RefSeq names its product dystrophin, isoforms A/C/F/G/H. The transcript is spliced from 64 exons. Gene Ontology annotation, biological process: synaptic signaling. The record is from RefSeq and is a predicted model, not a curated record. Gene Ontology annotation, molecular function: zinc ion binding; protein binding. The coding region runs from base 766 to 12588 and encodes 3940 amino acids. Gene Ontology annotation, cellular component: plasma membrane. NCBI's taxonomy places the organism in Eukaryota, Metazoa, Arthropoda, Insecta, Thysanoptera, Thripidae.